Messenger RNA from Pygocentrus nattereri (red-bellied piranha), 6310 nucleotides. Its product is annotated as USP6 N-terminal-like protein. Lineage: Eukaryota; Metazoa; Chordata; Actinopteri; Characiformes; Serrasalmidae. The transcript has 14 exons. The record is from RefSeq and is a predicted model, not a curated record. The coding region runs from base 176 to 2017 and encodes 613 amino acids.
GGGAAAAAAGCCCCUUCGUCCUGACGUGCUGCUGUGUGUCUUGCCCGUUGGGGACUAUAAGCCAGUCGCCACGGAUUUUAGCCCCUUCUUCCUCACAUCAGCGAUGAAAUAAUGAACAAGGCGGACUGUACUGCAGGGAACGAACAGAGGUGUGUCAUUUAUACACGAUUUUGACAUGAAGAAGGACAUAGAGGUGCUGAUAGCAGAGGAACGUGCAGAGAUUAUCUCUAAAUAUGAUAAGGGCAGGGAGGAGGGUGUUGAGAUCGACCCUUGGGAGGAUGCAGACUACAGCAUUUACAGAUCCACUGACCGCUUCGGCUUCCUGCAUGAGGAAGAGCUCCCCACACCAACAGCGCAUGAAGAGAAGCAAAAGCAGCAGGAGAUCGAGCGGGUGCAGAAAUGGCUGAAGAUGGUGCAAAAAUGGGAGAAGUACAAGAACAGCGACAGGAUGAUGAAGAGAGUGUACAAGGGGAUUCCAGUGAUGCUGCGAGGCCAGGCGUGGAGCCUGCUGCUGGACGUAGAGAAAGUAAAGAGGGAGAAUGAAGGAAAAUAUGAGAAAAUGAAAGAGCAAGCCAGGAUCUACUCCACGGAAAUCAAACAGAUUGACCUCGAUGUGCACCGGACCUUCCGGAACCAUAUCAUGUUCAUGGACCGAUUUGGAGUGAAACAGCAGUCUCUGUUCCAUGUGCUCACUGCAUACUCUGUCUACAACACGGAGGUGAGUUACUGCCAGGGAAUGAGUCAGAUAGCUGCCAUUCUGCUGAUGUACAUGAAUGAGGAAGAUGCAUUUUGGGCUCUAUCACAGCUUCUGACCGAUCAGAAACACGCCAUGCACGGCUUCUUUAUCCCUGGAUUUCCUAAACUGCAGCGAUUUCAGAACCACCAUGACCAGAUUCUGUCCAAACUCAUGCCCAAACUGAAAAAGCAUCUGGACAAGGAGCAGAUGUCCACUGGGAUUUACAGCACUAAAUGGUUCCUGCAGUGUUUUAUUGACAGAACCCCAUUCACGCUGACCUUACGCCUGUGGGAUAUCUUUAUCCUGGAAGGAGAGAAGAUCCUCACAGCCAUGGCCUACACCAUUCUCAAAUUGCACAAGAAGCGCUUGUUAAAGAUGUCUCUGGAGGAGCUGAGAGAGUUCCUGCAGGAGCAGAUCGCCGAAUCCUUCGACCUCAGCGAUGAUAUUGUCAUCGAGCAGCUUCAAAUCACCAUGGCAGAACUACGUAAAAUGAAGCUGGACCUUCCCUCUCCAGCCAAGCCUGAUGAGCUGCCACGGAAGCCGCUGGGUCUGGAGCUGCCUGUAGUGCUGACCCCAGUGCGACCCCCCAAGCUCGGCCAAACUGAAGACACCCCGGACAAGAGCCAGCUGGCCAAGCGGCCACCAGUUUCACUCCACAUCCACCUGGACCAGGAGUCCAUUCUGCCUGAUCAAAGCUUCCCAGAAGACAAGCAGACCUCGCAGGACAGGGGGAACCUAUCGCCCUUUCCUUCUCCUGACCCAGUCCUGGUGCAUAACCAGAUCCCUUUUGCUCCAGAGGGAAUGAUCGGCGCUCCUGAAGAUGGUGGGGAGCAGCCACCCCCAUAUGAGCCUCCCAGAAGUGGAGUUCCACAUGGGAAGAACUUGCCUGACAUAGACUCUCCAGCCAAACAUACAUAUGGUACUUCACCUCAGCAUAUUUCCCAAGACACUUCACAGCCUGCAGGGGGCAGCGCAGAGGCUGAUUUCUCUGUAGUGACCCCAGGCAAAGUCCCAUUGACAUUGUCUGUAGCCUCAGUGUCUCGUCAGCCCUCAAACCUCUCCCAGUACGAAAACCACCCAGAGGCAGACUUGGGGGGGGGGGAGGAACGCUUGGUGAGCAGUUCAGCAGAAAAAGCCGCAACAUUAACCCGAAACUCUGAGGCUGCUUUUAACCAAUCACAUUCAUCAUCCACAGCUGGACGGAGGCUACCCAAUGUUCAUUCAGACCCGCUGCUGGAGCGCAUGCUCCAUGCCAGCCUCCCCAAAUCAGACACAUUUUAGGCCAGAAACUACUUGUUCAUUAAAUUAUUUCUGCAUCCUUGCUUUCUGUAAGGCACUUAGGGUUAGACACGUCAGUAUCAUUGUUUAUUAUGAGCAUCAAAGCUCCAUGAUCUGUUAGAGGGAUGAUGACUUUUGCUGAUUCUAAAAUCAGCAAUCAAUUAUGUUUUAAGCAUACUGUACAAAAUGCACAUAAUACAACCCAUACUGUGCCUGAACAGCGAUGUUUCUGAAAACACAGAAUUUUCAAUGAAGUAAAUACUGUUAAUGGAAUACCAGCAUUUUUCAACCACAUCUAUAUCUGUAGCACACAAUUUCCCUAUAAUACAAAAAAAAGGAAAACCCAAAUAGAAGCCAUUGGGCAGUCAAAGGCAUAUAUUGCUGUUAUAUUGGAACAAAUCCUUGUAUCUUCAAAAUGGUAACUUUACAGGAGAAGGAAAAAACAUACUUUUCUUUUAAAGUAAAUCAAUGGAACCAGAGUUUUUUACAUGUAAUUUUGGGCUGUUUCUUUUCUUUUUUUUGUAAAGGGAAACUGACAUUUUCAAAUUAUGUCAGAAACUGAAAAACAUCAAACAUGGAGAUGUAAGGUUUUGUUCCAACAACAGCGAUAUAUAAAAUUCAGCUAGAACUGGUUUUGCGGUAUUUGAGGUAAUAUUUUGCCAACAUAGUCACCAGAAAAUCUUGUAACCAUAAUUGUUGCUUUUUCCAUGUUACUCCAAGUCAGAUAAAACUUCACUUCGUUUUUCUGUAAAUUUUGGUAAAACAUUCACUUGUGUCUCAUUCUCAAUAACUAAAUAACAAUUUGAAUGAUAUUAGUUUGGGGACAUGUGGUAAAUUUUAAAUUGACAUUUGUAAUUUAGCAGAUGCUCUUGUCUAGAUGAAUGCAGGAGUUACGAGUCUUGCCCAAGGACUCCUAUAUAAUUAUAGCGCUGUGUGCUUUCCCAGGCUGUCAUCCCGAAAAAGAUUCAAAUAUAAAUAUAAUACAGAAUAUGAAAUGUGGCAUAACCUAUGCACAGGGCAUAUUUUAUUUAUUUACUUUCAAUAUGUAAACAAUAUGUAAAACAGUCCUUGUGCAUGAAAAUGUGCAGAUGCGUGUUCUCUGUAGAAGAUGUGUUGAUUUAUUUUUACUUAGAAAACAGCAAGACGUAAUUUGACUGGAGCACCCAAACUUUUGUGUACACCUGUCUGUACACAGUGUACACUGUGUACACUGUACACAGUCUCAAAUAGGACUGAAGAACUGCAUUGCUUUAGUGCAGCAGUUUUAAAAUGUUUGCAACAUAAGCAUGUACUUUCCGUGUAAUUCAGCAGCUGCCCAUUGGCUUCUAUUGUGAGUUUCAUGUCAGUUAGGUUUUCUUUUGUUUUAUGAGUACUAGAAAACGUAUCAGGAUGAUUUUCUGUGGUAAACAACUAUAUGAUACAGGUGCAUCAGAUAGAGAUUAAGAUGAAAAACACUGAUGUGUUCCUUUAAGUUCGCCAGUCUUCAUUCCUCUCAGUUUAAUGAUGGUUUAUAAGCACUGAUGAACAAAAUAGUCUUAAUCUAACCAGAUAAGCCUGGACAGGUGCUAUCGAACAAAAUGAAAAAUCUGUAAUAUUUGAAUGUUGGGGACGGGUCACGUCCUACGCUUCAAGGUCUUGACGAAUUGUCAGCGUAAUUUAAAGCUACUGCCAAGAAAAGGACUUGAUAAACUUCCAAAGUGAGCUGGCUCACUGAUUCAGAAGGAGCUACUUACACCUGCAGUGUCAUCAACAAAGGCCUUCUGCAUUCUCUUUUCACUGCUUUAAUCUUAAACAGACUAUUUAAACCAUAGAGUGGUGAGUUUUCAAUAAAUGCCAUUCAAUUUUUACACCAUCUCAUUAUAUGAUAAAAUGACACACCAUAAACGUGAUAAAGUACGUCUUAAAUUAUAAAAGCUUCACAAAAAAACUUUUAAAGCAAGAACUCUUGGACAUUUGCAAUAUAACUUUACUACGUUAAAGAUUGUAAUAUAAUAUAAUUAUCACUUUACAAUUAUAUUUGUCAUUUUUUCUCUCAAACAGGCAGAAUAUUUUGUUAUUUUUUAUGACACGUCAUCAAAUGUUGUACCAACGGUUGUGAGGGAAGGGUUAGCCAGUGCUUUUGUGCGAGAUGCAAGAUUAAAAGCUUGCAGAUGAUGCUAAAUUUUGACCUUUAUGUACAGUACGUGUUAAGACUUGUUUUCCAUUUGUGUGAACAUUUUGUAAAUGAAGGUAACGAGCUUUUUAAAGUAUUGUAUUUUAAUGCUUUUAGGCUUUUGUAUUUGUAGGCUUUUAGACAUUUUGUAUAGUAGAAAUUAUAUUUAUACAGGAGCUAUGUUACUUUAGCAGGUUGUGGGUUGUUUUUUUAUUUUAUGUUCUCUUUCACAUCGCUGUCCUAAAUCCCAGAAUUGUGUUCUGCUCUCUUAUCAGCCUUGUACUUGUCCAUCGUUAAAGAGAAAGUCCACCAACAUUUAACAUGUUUUGCAUAAUAAAAUGAUCAAGAUGUAAACAAAGUCAUAUAGCGAUUCAGAAUUGUUCACAGUGGCGGUGACGUCUAAUGCCUUUAAAAGCUCCCACACACAGAAUGUUAUUACAUGAAGUGUUGAUGAAUACAUUGUCUGAUUCCUAGAUAUUGUUUCACAAUAGCUUUGAGAGAUGACCAAAAGGAUAUUUUUAAAAAUGGUGGAUAGCUACAUGUAGUGUGUUAUAAGGCAAAAACAUAACCAAAGAAACUGUCUUUUCAGAUUCAUCACUAUUUUACUGUUAUCAUCACAUUACAUGUCGCUGUUGGUGGAAUUUAUUUUUUUAUUUAUUUUGGUGCAUUCAUCUUGAUGUAUAUACACAAUGAAAAAGACAACAGGUUUUUGUCAAUACUGAAAAAUGGACAACGGAGAUAGGAGGUUUUCUUCCGACAGCAGUGAUAUAAACACUUUAAGGCAUGCAUAGGUUCUUUGGUCAUUUUGGAUAGUAAGUAUAAUGGCUAUAUUUAUGUUGUAAACAUGGUUCCUAUCCCCGCCAUUGUAAACAAUUCUGAGUCAGUAUGUUUCUGUACAAUGUGUCAUUGCACAUCAAAUCACUCUGAGUGACUUCGUUUAGAUCUCAACAGUUGAAUUAGUCUGAACUUUAACUGCAGGCAUCUGGGUGAACGUUUCAGUUUGUCUGGACUGCAUUCAGAUUUUUUGCAGUUACAGUCAGGUAAAAAUAAUAAUUUCUUCCAUAAUUUUGAAGUAAAGAGCACCACCUGGUGGACAUUUAGUACUGUGCUGUUUGUGUAGUACUCUGUUAAGGCAGUAGUUAUUUCCUGUAGCAUAUUCAGUACAUGCGAAAGAAUUAGAAGAUUGGAAUGCAUGUGUGCAGAAAGGUAGAAGCUUUCUUUGAAAGAUUUGUGAUGGAAUUUGUCUUAAAACAGUGAUUUACAAGUUGUAUAACAAUAACAGCAAAACAUCUCAACAGUUUAAUCAUCUUAAUGCUGUUUUAAUUACCAGGGUGCUUCAGUGCUGCUGUUUGUGGGUGGACACCAAAACCAAACAUGUUUCGAAUUGCAUCAGCGCUUUCAUGCUAUGCAUUUGUCUUUAUACUUUUGCUGGACAUUUGGUGAUAUAAGUAUAUUUAAUUCUAUUUAUGAUAUUGUAAUUUUAAUCAGUGCUUUAGUUGGGGUCAUAUUCUUGCUUUAAAGCAAUGCAUACAGUCAUUUUUGUAGCCUAAUUUAAUUUCAGUAAACUUAUAGUGCCAGUAUCGGCUGGUCAAUAACUAUAUCUGCGGUGUCAUUCAUCCACUCAGUCGCUCGCUGAGUAGCAAUGGUGCACCCCUACUAAGUAGGCCUAUAUUUACACAUUUACAGCACAUGCAGUUCAUCUGUGCUCAUUUCAGAACAGAUGAUCCUCCAUCGGUUUUAUAACAUGUCUUUCCUUUUGGGCUUUCAUUUCACUUAAUGAAGUAUGGUGUUUUUUUUUUUUUAAUAAUUGUACAUUUCUGUACAUUCCUUUAUAAGGAGUUUUGAGAUCUCCAACCAAGAUGCUUUGGUUUUAUUUUGUCUGUGCAUUGUAAAGAUAUUUGGCUUUACAAAUAUGUUAAACUUUUGAUUGGCAGAAGUAGACAGUUUCUGACCAUAGCUGUGUCUGUGUUUUUUUUAUUUUAAUUUUUUUAUGAUGCAAUGCUGAUUUUUAUCAGAGCAAACAUGCCAUUGCAGUCCAUGGGCAGUAGGGGGCUCCAAAUACACAUAUAUUGCCCAACAGAUGGCCCAAUAUCAAUGCAACAGAAUGGCUUUCUGUAAUGUUUAAUGAAUUCUGAUGCCAGUAA